Cuscuta epithymum is the source of this 542-nucleotide messenger RNA. Lineage: Eukaryota; Viridiplantae; Streptophyta; Magnoliopsida; Solanales; Convolvulaceae. The record is from the annotation of a GenBank genome assembly.
AUUCAGAGUCACAAAAAUAAUUAAAUAUCUAAAAUAUCCUUACAACCGCAAAACCGUCAUUGAAUUAAGCCAUAAACACAUCACCGUAUUAUAACCUGCACCAAUACUCUUGAAUAAACAAUUUGGAUUAAUCAUCUUUUUCAAACAAUCCAAAAAAUCGUUGAAGUAACCCCACUUCUUCACCUGUGUUGUGCAUCUGUGAUUCUUAGCAUUUGGUCUCAUGCACCUCUUAUGGUGGAAAGAAGCUCCUGCAAGCCUCUACACCUUCCAGCCCGCCAGUUUCAUAAAACUUUCCGGGAGAAAUUUUGCAGAACCCCAUGGUAAUAGUUGUCAUCUCUACCAACUUGAAGACUUCGCUCUAACUCGAUCCGCCACUACAAUGAGACCAUCCAUGAAUUCUACGAAUUCAUUAAGAUUUAAUUACUUCUAUUUAGUUUUGUCUAUGGCUUCCCCAAGAACUCAAAGCCAAGAGCUCGAGAGUUACUAUUGCCUUCCAAUUUCAGGAUUGAAGAUUUACAAUUUCUAUUAAGGGCUGUGCCUAC